CUCAAACAUGGGAACCUCACAAAUGGAAAAAAAAAGUUUUAAAACCACCAUGUGAUUCCCUCAAGGACAGGCUGACUGUUGACCCUCUACUUGUUACCACCUAAGUGAAUAAGAAAUUUCUCUGUAUCUUCAGAAAGCAUCAAAACACAUUCCCUUAUACUUAAAAAUAGCAGUGGUAAGGUAAUUUUUGAGGAUGCAAAAUCUUAACACGUGCACCUCCAAUUAAAUAAUUGCACUUUUUUCUCAAGAGCUCUGUGAUGCUCAAUGUGAUUCACACGACUUUAUUUUUGUGCUCAAGGACCACAAGGAAAAACAUUAUCAAUCUCUCAAACUUCUUAUUUGCAUUGCACCAUUUCUUAUUUCACACGGAGUCUCACUUCAGUGAGAUAAGUGAAAGGAGCAAGCAGGAUUCAUCCCUUAUAGUAAGUAGUCAAGUCAUAUUAACACUGAGAAGAAAUUAUUGUCGUGUCACUUUGGCCAACAGUACCAAGGAAGACAACAAUUAUGCCUGCUCCAACAUGAAGAAACAGGAAGAUGUAUUCUUCUUACAGUUCAUUGAUAUACUCUCAAACAGAGAUGUUUGCAUGUACUCUGAGAUGAAGAGAAGGGUCUGCAGGAGUCUGGUUGUAACUGACAUUGUUAAGCCUGAAGUACCAUUUGCUAUAAACAUCACCUAUGAAAGGGAGGCAAAUGAAUAUCUCAUUCGUUACUGCACACCACACUCAAGGAAGAAAUACUUAAAGGACAAAUUAGUGCACCAAGUAGCCUAUCGGCAGAAAGAAGGUACUUGGAAGACAAUAGAAUCACCAUACCUUCAGAUAAAAUUGCUGGGGAAAAACCUUGAAAAUGAAGCAUCGUAUGAGGUGAAAGUACGUUCUCAGCCCAAUGGAGAUUAUUUUAAGGGCACAUGGAGUGAAUGGAGCACUUCGAAGAGCUUCAAAACAGCAAGAGAGCAGCACUCCACAGAAAGCUACAGCAGUGUGGUCAUGGUUAUACUCUCCAUCCUAGGAUUCAUGCUGUCCGUUGUUGUGAUUGCACUGAUCGUAGUUUUUUGGGAAAACAGGAUCAAGCCUGCUGUAUGGCCAAACCUUCCUGACCAUAAAAAAACGCUGGAGCAACUAUGCAAGAAGCCAAAAAACCCAUCAACUGCUCCAGAGACAAGCCUUCCAGAAAAAUUCAGGAGUGGAUCAGACCUGAAGAUGAUCCCUGCAACGGCAGACAAAACCAACCUGAACCUGCCGGUGUCGUACGAAGGGGUCUGGCCAGCUGAAGCCCUGCACAGGCUCCUGGGCCCCAGCCAGUUUGCAGUCACCGAGGGCAGCUGCAGCUCCAGCACCUAUGAGGUUUGCCACGGCAACAGGGUGCCCCUGCACCACGAUGGUUUCAACCUUUCCUCCACUCGUCCCCUGCAUCCUUCAGGGCAGCCCCAUCCAGAGCCCCUGAACCACAACACCCCAUCCCAGAUGUUGCCUCACAGUGACAUGAGAUCACCAAACAAUGAGGAAGCCUACGUCACGAUGUCCAACUUCUACAAAAUCCAGUAAAUCUCACAAGAAUUACAGCAUGCAGUUUUUUCUCUGGCACACGCAGGAUACUGAGGCUUUCUGGCUCUGUUUUCCCGUAUCCUGAGCACUCCCACCUCCCUCGUGCGCUCUGCUCACGGUGCAGCGCUGUACCUGCAGGGAAGGGGGAUCUCCUACACUCAGUGAGAAGCAGCCCAUCUCAGCAUUCAGUAUGCUGCUAGCAGUCUUCACUGCAGCAGAAAUUAAAUUUAAUUCAACCUGAUUCCGAUCUUCAAAUCUGAUUAAUCCAGAGCAGUGACAAUGUAGUCCCAGCCGAGGAUCACAGCAUGUCUUGUAGAAAUUAAUGAACUUUUUUGUUACCCUCUUGGUUACAAAGUUAAGCUCUUAUUAAUGCCAUAGCAAGAAAUAUGGCAAUAAAUUCCUUUUAAAUAGAACCCAACCUCUUUUAAACACUGGUGGGUCAAGAAUAACUCCCCCUCCCCCCCCCACCCCAGUCAGUCAAAAGACAGUAAAAAGACAAAAAAGACAGGAAAUUAGAGUUGCUAUCAAAUAGUAGAUGCCUGGAGAUCCAGGCAGCUUGAGCACCACAAUGAGAGUUGGCUGAGUGCCCAGCAAAAAUGUUACAUAGGCCCACCUGAGGGAGAUGUUUCCUGAGAUGGAUUUAGUUUUUGGUUUGGUUGUUUUUGUUAUGGGGUUUUUUUUGGUGGUUUGUUGGGGGUUUUUUUGAGACUCAAAUUAAAACAAAGCAAACCCUAAAUGCCACUACUUUUCGCUAUUGGCAAAGACCUGCCCUUAAGACAGUUACAGGAUGCACAGGAACUUCUGCUAAUACUUUUGAGGUCUUCAACAUGUACCAACCAUGAGAAGCAAAGUCCUUUCUCUUCCUAGAGGUUGAAUUGGGUCUGUAAAUUGCAUGAUACUCUCCUUUUCUGCAGCUCUUAUGCAAUUAUUAGUGUAGCAUAAGUGCUUUCCAUUCCAGAGACUAGGCUAACCAUGUUUGUUUACUAGCAUUAUUCCCAAUGGCUGUGACUGCACACAAGUACUAUGAAUUUGGACAGGCAAUGUUUUCAUGCAACAUCUGACAUAGGAAGAUGGAUGGAAUGUCGUGGAUCCUUGCCAGUGAUCACAAGACCUAAUUUAGUUUUUUUAAAAUAUCUUAUAGCUUGCCAGGAGAUGCUUUUUGUUUGUUGAUAUUCUUUUAUUCUUUUUUUUUUCCAGUUUUUAAUUUUUUUCAUUGUGACUUUUUUUCUUUAUGGUAUUACAUUUAUUAUAUUUUUUACAUUAUGGCUGAGCCACUUCACAGUCCUCUUUGGAUGCUGCACAUUCUGGAGCACACACUUGGAGAUAAAGCUGCUACAGCCACAUGGUUGCAGGACAGCAAAGCAUGUGGCCACGGGACAUCCAAGCUGCUUUCUUGGACUCUGGACUUGGGGUUCACUUCACUGUGCAGUCUCAGUUCCUCUAGCUCUUUGAAAUUCUCCUUUACCUAGUUAUAUUCACAUUUCCAGAGCAUAAAGGUUGAAAAGAGUCCUCUCUUAUCCUCAAAGGAUGAGAUGCUCAUUUGUUCUGACUCAUAAUGGUCAUAGAGAUGUUACAAAACCUCAGCUGCUUCCAUCUGCCUCUGCCAAGACAGCUUUGUACCAGGAGAGCAGCAGAAUGAAUCUGAUCACUGAAACUCUCUUGUGGCUUUGUUUCAAGAAUAUAUGGCAGAGAGUGAGGCUUGCAUUAAACUCGGUUGCUUGAAUUAGAAUUGAAUGCUUCAGGAGACAGUACAAACCAAACAGCAAUUCUGGAGCACAUCAAGCCAAAACCAGCCUUCCCAAGACAGCACUCCACCUCCUCCGCCUCCACCCAGUGCAAGGGAAACUUUCAAGUGAGGAGAGCUUAACAGCUACUGUGUGCAAAGGGGCCUCAGAUUUGGCUCAAGGCAUUCCAGUGACAUUUUACAGAAUGGUUUUUAUUGCUGUUUACCACCAAAUGAAGCAUUAAUUGAUGCAGAAGAAAAAGGCCAAAGCCCUGGGCGUUCAUUUUCUUUAUAGUGCUUGUGUUUCUUUUCAAACAGAGCUGCUGAUAAUGCUUAUACUGCGAGGACUUGCACAGUAUUACUGUAGAUACAGACUAUACUAGAAUGAUACCUCCUUCCAGUGACACAGUAACAAACAAAAAGGGGAUAGCGGAAGAAGCAAAAGCACAUCAGGAAAAUCUUCUGCACUAUGUGCUAUGCUCCCUUCAAUUUUUGUAAUUCUGUAUUUCUGUAACAUAUUUGUUGGAUGUAUGCAGAUAUAACCACUUUCAGCUUUGUUUCAGGAAAAAAAAAAUAAAGCCAAAUAUGCACCAAAGCCUGAAACA
Molecule: messenger RNA, 3872 nt
Organism: Agelaius phoeniceus (red-winged blackbird)
Lineage: Eukaryota; Metazoa; Chordata; Aves; Passeriformes; Icteridae
Gene: IL7R
Product: interleukin 7 receptor
Biological process (GO): positive regulation of receptor signaling pathway via JAK-STAT; cytokine-mediated signaling pathway; hemopoiesis
Cellular component (GO): external side of plasma membrane; membrane
Molecular function (GO): cytokine receptor activity; protein binding
Source: RefSeq, a predicted model, not a curated record